AUGCAUACUCUUGUUAAUCACUGAAACCUUGUGUUUUCUUUAUCAUUUCUCUUGUUGAUUUUCUUUUAAAACACCAUGGAAAUUGCUUCUUCAGUUGUUGCGAGCAUUACCGACUGCUUGUUAGGCGCAGCAGGCCGUCAGCUCGGCUACUUGUUUCACUACAACAACAACAUUGGAACGUUGGAAAAGCAAGCUAAGGAACUUGCAGGUAUCAGAGACAGGGUACAAGGACAAAUUGAAGCUGCUGAAAGGAAUCUUGAAAUUAUUGAAACUGAUGUGCAGAACUGGUGGGCAGAAGUUGAUAAAAUCUCUGCAGAAGCUGCAAAGUUUUUGGAAGAUGAAGUCAAUGCAAACAAGAGGUGUCUCAACGGGUGGUGUAUUAAUCCCAGAUCGCGUUACAGAUUCAGUAAGGAGGCGAACAAGAAGAAUCUUGUGAUUUCUCAGCUCCAAGAAAAAGGGAAAUUUGAGAAGGUAUCUCGUCCUGCUCCUCCUCCAGGAAUUAUUUAUCCGUCUGAGGUAUUUUCUGGAACUUUCGAAUCCAGAAAAUCAAUUAUGAAGCAAAUCUUGGAGGCCUUGGGAGAUGACAACGUCAGUAUCGUUGGAGUGUGUGGAAUGGGCGGUGUGGGUAAGACCACGUUAGUGACAGAAAUCGUCAAACAGGCAGGUGAAGAUAAGCGAUAUGGUGUUGUAGUGAUGACAACUGUGUCUCAAACCGUAAAUAUUAUGAAUAUUCAGGGGGAAAUUGCUCGGAUGCUGGGUUUCGAAAAAAUUUCGGAUCAUCCUGAAUCAGCAAGAGCAAGUUUGCUGUGGGAAAGAAUCAAGAAGGAAGAAAAGAUGCUUGUAAUAUUAGACGAUGUUUGGAGAAGAAUUGAGCUGAAUGAGAUUGGAAUUCCUUUUGGAAAUGACCAUAGAGGUUGCAAGAUUGUGCUCACCUCUCGAAGCAGAGAUGUAUGCGACGAAAUGGAUGCUCAACCGAUAUUUACGGUUGCAACGUUAUCAAAAGAAGAAUCUUGGGUCCUUUUUAAGGAGAAAGCUGGAGCAUGUGUUGACAACAGUGAUUUAAACCCAAUUGCCAGAGAGAUAGCCGCUGAAUGUGGUGGUUUGCCGAUUGCAGUUGUUACCAUAGCAAGAGCUUUGAAGAAUAAAAACAAGCAUGUCUGGACUGACGUGGCACGACAACUCAAAACGUCUACCCCAACAGACAUCCCAGGGUUGCAAGGAAGUGUGAUUUCAUCUUUGGAGUUGAGCAUCAAAUAUAUAGAGAGUGACGAUGCGAAAUCAUUGUUCUUCUUUUGUAGCUUAUUUCCAGAGGAUUUCGAAAUCUCAAUUACAGUUUUAGUGAGAUAUGGAGCUGGUUUGGGAUGGUUCAAAAAUAUUGAGACAAUGGAGGAUGCUAGACACAGAACACAUGCUAUUGUAAGUUCCCUUACCUCUUCUUUUCUCUUGAUUCAUGAAGAAAAUGACGAUGACGAUGACGAUGACGAUGAUAAUGAAGAUGAUGAUGGGUAUGUUAAAAUGCACGAUGUUGUACGUGAUGUUGCACAUAUAAUAGCACCUAAGUACAACCAAAUAUUCUUGGUGAAAGCUGGCAUUGUUUUAGAAGAGUGGCAUGAAAGAGAUACAUUUGAAAGUCUCACAUGUAUCUCAUUGAUGUCAAAUAAUAUUAAAGCUGUACCUAAUGGGAUUGAAUGCCCAAAGUUGCAGUCUUUACUAUUGCAAGAGAAUCAUGAAUUGGUUCUCCCUAACAAUUUCUUUCAAGGCAUGAAAGAUCUUAGAGUUCUAGACUUGAGUGAAACUCAAUAUUGCCACUCCCGAGUCACUUUCUUUGCUUGCAAAUCUUAAAACAUUGUAUCUUAAUCUUGCAAGUUGGGUGACUUAUCUAUAUCGGG
Messenger RNA from Pistacia vera, 1889 nucleotides. Its product is annotated as disease resistance protein RFL1-like. Gene Ontology annotation, molecular function: ADP binding. NCBI's taxonomy places the organism in Eukaryota, Viridiplantae, Streptophyta, Magnoliopsida, Sapindales, Anacardiaceae. Bases 76 to 1842 code for a protein of 588 amino acids. The record is from RefSeq and is a predicted model, not a curated record. The transcript has 2 exons.